ACAAGGUCCCAGCCACCCCAGUGACAUCCUUAGAAUGCAGGGCCGGCAGGUCCAACUCGCCCUUUUUGCGACCGUUAAUAGAGGUCCCGGGAAUCAGGUCCUGGUCCAAAGUCCCAGCGCCCGUUAAAGCUCAGCAUCUGGGGGUUGUUACUGCUCCGGACCUUUUCUCGGCGUCGGGGACUCCUAGGUCACUGACAGCUCCACGAGGGCAGAGAACGUCGUCUGUUCUGUGACUGCUGUACCCCAACACCUAGGUUACUUCGAGCAGGAGGGCUAACCUCUUCUGGUCCCUUCCUUGCUUGCUGCUUUCUUCCUAUACGCCAAGCCCCUUUCCUCCUGCCUGCCCUCCACCCCGGCAGCCCACCGCCGACUCUGGGCGGGGAUGAUCAAUGUUCUAGGCGUGGGCUGAAGUUAAAGUAUCUGGGGCUUUGCUGGAAGGCCUGCCUCCGUCAGGAAAGCAACGGCUGGGCUGAGCGGCUGCCUCUGGGAGGCACCCUGCCCGGGCCACGGAGCCGUCAGCCUCCUGGAAAAGUCCCCGAAUGGGGACUGAGCCUGCCAUCUGGAGUUGGUAGGCAGGAGCUUCCCGGCGGCACUUCAGGGCCUUUCGGUCCCCGCCCGGCCCGCCACGCGCUGAGGCGCCGCGGAGCGCCCUCCGGUGGCCGCCGGCCGCACUGCUCGUGACUGGUGGGGACGGCGGCGGCGGAAGGGGAGGCGCGGGGCCUACGAGGUCGGGCGGCCAUGGCGCAGCCGGCGCGGGAGGAGCUCUCGGCCCUGGCCGCGAUUUUCUGCGGGCCCAACGAGUGGGAAGUGCUGAGCCGCUCAGGCUGCUUGAGCUGCAUCCUUGCAUGCCAUGGCUCAUGGACCCCUCUCCAUAUUCAGAGCCAGCAGCACAGCUUCUGGCUUCAAAACAGAUGGGACCGUGUUCAAAAUUCUUACAAAAGCUGAAGGACUUACGGAUGCAGAUGUACCGUUAGAACUAGUGUUCCACUUACCGGUCAGUUACCCUUCAUGCCUGCCUGGCAUCUCAGUUCACUCUGAACACCUGACCAGGGCCCAGGCUGUGACUGUGAAAGAUAAGUUACUUGAGCAAGCAGAGAACCUUUUGUCAGGACCUAUGGUUCACGAACUGAUUCUCUGGAUUCAGCAGAAUCUCAGGCACAUCCUCAACCAACCAGAAACUGAAAGUGGCAGCGAAAAGUGUACUUUUGCAACAAGUGUGACAGUGGGUGAUGGAUUGUGGAUGACCCUUUUGCAUUUGGAUCACAUGAGAGCAAAGGCCAAAUACGUCAAAACUGUGGAGAAAUGGGCUUCCGAUUUAAAGCUCACAGGAAGACUGAUGUUCCUGGGUAAAAUAAUACUGAUUUUACUACAAGGAGACAGAAACAGCCUCAAGGAGUACCUGGUUCUUCAGAAAACCUCCAAAGUAGAUGUGGAUUCAAGUGGAAAGAAAUGCAAAGAAAAAAUGAUGAGUGUACUGUUUGAGACAAAAGUACAGGCAGAGCACAAAAGGUUUCUGGCAUUUGAAGUCAAAGAGUGUUCAUCGUUGGAUGCGCUACAAAAGGAGUUUGAAACUGCAGGACUUAUGAGGCUUUUCUCCGAAUUUGUACUUGGGCUGGUAAAAUGAAAUGGAGGACAGGAAUCUUUGAGUGAAAUAGCAGUGUUUUGCAUUUUUUUUCACUUUUUGUUUGUUUUUUUUUACAUUGGAUUUUGGGAGGUGCUAAUUGAAAUACGAGGAAACAAUUAAAAACUUUCUCUGAAGCAAAAUGAUAGUCACCAUCUUAACUUCAGGAAUGAAAGCCAGUUCUGUUUAUAGAAUAUGAAACAAUAAAAAUACCCAUGUAUUCUAAUUUUUGCCAGUAAAGGUUGGGUUCAAUAGAUAAAAUGUUAUUUGAAAGAUAAAUAUAAAAAGAUGCUGGUAAAUGAGCCCUUGUGUUUAUUCAGAGGAUUUGUUUGGCACUGUGCAAUUUUCUGGCUCAUUUUCUCAUAAUUAAAUCAGUUUUUAAAAGA
Manis javanica (Malayan pangolin) is the source of this 2007-nucleotide messenger RNA. NCBI's taxonomy places the organism in Eukaryota, Metazoa, Chordata, Mammalia, Pholidota, Manidae. The record is from RefSeq and is a predicted model, not a curated record.